Caenorhabditis briggsae is the source of this 1275-nucleotide messenger RNA. RefSeq names its product Protein CBR-FUT-1 (gene Cbr-fut-1). Gene Ontology annotation, molecular function: alpha-(1->3)-fucosyltransferase activity. NCBI's taxonomy places the organism in Eukaryota, Metazoa, Nematoda, Chromadorea, Rhabditida, Rhabditidae. Bases 1 to 1275 code for a protein of 424 amino acids. Gene Ontology annotation, cellular component: membrane. The record is from RefSeq and is a predicted model, not a curated record. The transcript is spliced from 10 exons.
AUGACGCUGAGGAAUGUCAAAAUCUUCUUUGCAAGAUGGAAAUAUUUGAUGUUCGCCUGUUGUGUAACAUAUCUACUAGUCGUAUAUGCCCCUUUUCCAAACUCUAAUCAAAAAAAUUGGCGAGAAGGAGAAAUCGAGCUGAGUAAUGAACACGAGACAGAGAAAACAGAAGCUAAAAAAGAAGAAGAAAAAACCGACAAGAAUAAGGUAUUUAAAUUUAAUCCAGUUGGAAAAGAACCAUUUGAUGUGGAGGAAAUUCUGACCUCGAGUGAUAUAAAAAUAUCAGAAAGAAUGAAUGCAAAUGUGAAACCAGGCGAAAAGCGAAUAAUCCUUUCCUGGAACGCUGGUCAUUCACCAGAUAAUCUACAAGGAUGUCCUGAUUGGAAUUGUGAGUUCACUCAAGUUCGUUCAAGAGUAAAUGAAGCUGCGGCGGUUUUGAUUGCUCACAAUGACCCAGAUUUCAAACCAACUCCUGACCAAUAUGUUCUAUAUUUUAGUCAAGAGUCACCUGCAAACUCUGGAAUCUCAUUACCAAGAACUGAUUUUGUGAAUAUGACGUUGGGUUUCCGACAUGAUACACCUGCUGGAUCUCCAUAUGGAUAUUCUGUUAAGUUGGGACCAAAAUCUAGACUGCAAGGACCGGUUGUGGAUGCCAGUCUAGUCAAAGGAAAAUCAAAAGGAGCUGCUUGGUUUGUGAGCCAUUGUCAAACGAGUAGUAGGAGAGAAGAGUUUGUUCGAAGACUGCAGAAACAUAUUCAAAUUGAUAUCUAUGGUGGAUGCGGUCCAAUGAAGUGUCCGAGAGGAAAUAAGAAAUGUGACACUAUGCUGGAUACUGACUAUCACUUCUAUGUGACUUUCGAAAACUCCAUUUGUCAGGAUUACGUAACAGAGAAACUGUGGAAGUCUGGAUAUCAAAAUACAAUCAUUCCAUUAGUUCUGAAAAGAAAACUUGUUGAGCCAUUUGUCCCUCCGAACAGUUUCAUCGCUGUGGACGAUUUCAAAAGUGUCAGAGAAAUGGGAGAUCAUUUGAAAUACUUAAUGAGUAACAAUACGGCAUAUAUGGAAUAUUUCGAAUGGAGACGUGACUACAAAGUAAUAUUCCUGGACGGAUCUCAUCAUGACGUUUUAGAAAGGCCGUGGGGCUUCUGCCAAGUAUGUCGAAUGGCUUGGACGGAUCCACGUCAGAGGGUUAUUAUACCAAAUUGGGAUGUGUAUUGGAGGCAGUCGUGCGAGAAGGAUGGAGAGUUGGUGAAGUCGAUUCCAGAUGUUUUAUAA